AUGUCAGAGUCUGGGCCGUCUGCCCCAAAAAUUAAAAAGAAAGCCAAGGGUCAGCGAUAUAGGGCUGAAUAUUCAAUAGAAUACCCAUGCCUUAUAAAGUCAACAAAGGAAAAUUGCGUGUUUUGCACAUACUGCAAUCAAGAUGUAAGUGUUUUGCACGGAGGUCGGGACGACUGUAAAAGGCAUGUCGAAUCCAAAAAGCAUGAGAGCAAUGCAAAUCUCCAAAAUAACAACUCGAAGCUUUCAUCUUUUUUUGAAAAGAGAGUAUCUCCAAUGGAACUCCAAGUCACAAAUGCGGAAAUGUUAUUUACAAAAUUUAUUAUAGAACAUAACGUCCCAAUUGCCGUCAGUGAUCACGCAGGACCUUUAUUCAGGAAAAUGUUUCCUGACACUGAAAUUGCUAAAAAGUAUGGUUGUGCAAGAACCAAAACGUCUGCAAUAAUUGACAAUCUCUCAAGAGACAAAAUUGAAACUAUUGUGGAAACACUUCAAAAAACCUUUUUUGCAUGUGCUACAGAUGGCAGUAAUGAUGUCAACACACAACUAUAUCCCAUAGUAGUUCGUUAUUAUAAUAAAGAAAUUGAUCAGAUAAUGACUGCUUUGUUAUCAAUGCCAAGUUGUAAUGAAAGUUGUACUGGGGAAAAUAUUUUCAACUUGCUCAAUCGGGAGUUUGUGAAAUACAACAUACCAUGGGAAAAUUGUGUUUCAUUUGGUUGUGAUAAUGCGUCAGUGAUGACUGGAAAGCACAAGGGUGUUGCUAAAUUUGUAGCCGAUCAGAAUGAAAAUAUCUAUAUAAGUGGUUGUCCUUGUCAUCUUGUACAUAUCGCUGCACAGAAAGCAGCUCAGAAAAUACCAAUAAAAUUUGAAGAUUUGCUUGUUGAUAUUUACUAUUAUUUAGAUAAAAGUUCUAAGCGUAAUUUAGAAUUAAAAAACUGUCAACUGAUGUGUGAAAUAAAAACCCACAAAAUCUUAAAACAUGUUGCUACAAGAUGGCUUUCAUUGGGCAAAUGUUUAGAAAGACUUCUUGAGCAGUGGGAUGCACUGAAAAUGUUUUUUGAACAAGAGUAUGAGAUCGAAAAGAAAAAAAAGGAAAAACAAAAAUUAGCUAGUGAAAAAAAGGAAAAGAAAAAUGCUACCUCAACUGUGACAUCUGAAAAAAGUAAGGGCAAAGCAAAAACUGACAAAAAUGAAGAAAAACAAAAAACUGAUAAAAGAAAAGACAAAUCAAAAACUGAAUCAAGACCUUCUGGAUCAAAAACUAACACAGUUACGGUUUCUAAACCAAGCAAUCCAACAACAUUUAUGGCAAGGCAAGCUUCAAAUGACAAAACAUCUAAACCUAAACAAAAGGAAGUCAUAUUGCCAUCAAGGGUAGAAAGAGUACACAGAUUAUUAAGUAGUCCAAAGACCAAGUUGUACUGUCUUUUUCUGAAACAAACAAUUCCAUUAUUUGAUUCAUUUAACACAUUUCUACAGAGUGACAAACCUUUAAUCUAUGUAUUAAGGAGAGAAAUUCUUGCAUUACUAACUGACUUAUACACCAGAUUUGUGAAACCUUCAUCUAUCACAUCCACUAGUAAUCUGUUAAAAGUUAAUUACACUGAAAGGAAAAAUCAAAAAAGUAGGGAAGACCUUACCAUUGGAGCAGAAACCAGAAUUCACUUGAGACUGGUCAAACUCACUUCUGAAGAAGAAACAACUUUUUAUCAAUCCAUCAGAGAGUUUUUUAUGGCUGCUUGUGACUAUAUAAUAAAAAAACUUCCUGUAAAUGACCCUCUCUUACACCAUGCAGAAGUUGUAGAUGUAAAAGUAAGAUCAAAUCAAAAGUUCUGCUCAGUAGAAUAUUUUAUUGAUAAGUUGUCAAUGGCACUAGUAACUGAUACUGCAUCAGAUAAGAACAGCAUGAAAGAUCAACUAGAAGUCCAAUUUGCCCAUUAUCAAAUUGAGAAUCUUUCGCCUGACAUCACUGAAGCAGAGAGAAUUGACACUACUUGGAAUAUGAUUGCUAAGAUUAAGGGAACUGAUGGAAAACCAAAGUAUUCAGAACUGUCUAAACUAAUGCUUGGCAUACUAGUUAUCCCACACAGCAAUGCUGACAGUGAAAGAAUUUUCAGCCAAGUCAGAAAAAACAGAACUGAAACUCGGCCUAAUUUAUCAGUGUCAACUCUGUCUUCUUUGAUGGUUGUGAAAACUUAUAUGACCUCCACAGACAAGAAGUGUUAUGAACACACUUACACACCAAAACAAUUGAAAAGUGCUAAGUCAGCAACAUACCAGGCAUUACAGAAUUGACUGUCCAGUUCCAGAUUUUAAUUGACUGUUUUAUAUAUGUUUUAAGUUUGACAGUGUGAACUCAUAAAGGAUAAUGAACAAUGUACUUGUCACAUUAAAACAUUUAACUUUACUAUUCUUUUUAUAAAAUUACUUCCAACACCCAAGUUGAAGUAUUGUCAUUGAUAUAAGAUGUACUAAAAUCAAGGGACAUACAAAAUAUAUAAAUUAAAAGAACAUACCAGUAAACAUUAACAAAUUCCAAUAAACAAAAACAAUGGUACAAAAAUGUCAAUCAAAAUGUCUUUUAGAAACAAGACUAAUUAUGAACAACUUACGAAUGGAAUACAUACUACAGAUAACAUAUGUGAAGAGACAUGUUUUUGCACAUCUUUUUGCAUCAAUUCGUCAGUGUU
Mytilus trossulus (common blue mussel) is the source of this 2687-nucleotide messenger RNA. RefSeq lists its product as uncharacterized. The coding region runs from base 1 to 2292 and encodes 763 amino acids. The record is from RefSeq and is a predicted model, not a curated record. Gene Ontology annotation, molecular function: protein dimerization activity. NCBI's taxonomy places the organism in Eukaryota, Metazoa, Mollusca, Bivalvia, Mytilida, Mytilidae. The transcript has a single exon.